AAUUGACCGGUGUGCCGAGUAAAGUUUGGACGUCUCGGUCAUACACCGUCAUUCCGUUUUAUUAUUUUCCUUUGUAUUAUAAAGUAUAGGCGCAGCGAUGGGAUUGCUUCCUGUUUUUACCCGCAAGUUAAAGGAGUUAUAAGAGUUAUACAAGGGAGUUUGUCAAAGUAUCAGCCCGUCAGCUAAUGUUAGCACCCUGCUAACUCUGUUUAGCCUAGCUUUGCACAAUAUGUUGUUAACACUUGUUGGAGGUCUGCGCAUCGUUUUACGAGCAGACUUCGACACAUGCGGCUCAACAUAUAGUUAAAGAGAACAGAUUACUUUUAUGAAAGAAACAAGACGCCAUUGGGUGGAAAUAUGACAAGGAUCCGUUCAACUCCAGAGAGCGAUGCGGGCAAAGAUCGUUUGCCAGCAAUGUGAGAACUGAGCUCCCGCCAUCAUUCAUUGGGGAGGAAAAACUGAGUUUCCCUGCUGGGCCAGGCAGUAUGAAGUGACUGUGAAAGCGUCGUCAGAGGCAAUGGAGGUGACUAUGACCAUGAAGUGGCCAGGAUUUUGCCAACACGACCAGUUAAAGCUGCUUUUCUCUUGUGGGAUAGCCUGCCAGCCGCCAUACAGUCUGAUUAUUCUGCCAUCAAAGCAAAAGCUUCAGGAGGCUUUUGGACAAAAACAUUUACUCCAGUGUUUCAGAGCUAACCUCGGUGCCCAGGUGAGAGUUUGGUAUGCAGCAGAAAUAAGCAAGCUAGUUCAGGAAGCAUUCACCGUCUGUGGUGACAGAACUCCAAAAAAGGAGAAGUUUUGCAGAUUCCUGGCUGGGCUCGACCCUCCUUUGAGAGCUAAAUGUCAGGAGCAGAGGGGUACUGAUUUAGAGGAGGCCCCGAUUAAAGCUGGCAGAUGCGAAAUGGCUAGAGAGACUUUAAAGAUGGACUAUACUAACCCCCAUGUACGUAAACCUCACAAUGGCUGGGGCUUUAGCCAUGGUGUACUCCAUAUCCAGUGGAGGGAGAUUCUAUAAAACCAUGGACCGGCUUACUGAGGACAUGAGAGAAAUGAGGAUGGAAAUGAGACGAUAAUGGAGGAAACAACACACUCAGCCAGUGACCGGAAAGCUUCUCACCCCAUCUCUGCAGGUCUCCGGUGCCUGGACAUCGCGCAGCCAUGGGGGGCUCAACAUCUACUCGGCCAGUCCAGAGAGUGGCUGCUGACAUUCGUGAACUCCCCUGUGACUUCAAAAGCAGAGUCACACGGCCUGCCCUGUAUGAGCAAUGCCGUGAAGAGGUUGCAAAAGAUGUACAGCGGAAUGUUUUGCCACCACAACGGACCUUUGGUCAAGUCCAUGGAGCCGUAUAUAAGCCUCACGCUCCAUUUCUCGACGUGGAUCUCACAAUGAAGACGAAAUGUCUCCAAACUGCAAUUUUCCCCGCUGACCACAAAGGGCAAAAUUUUGCAGAAUGCUUGAGGCAAGGGAUGGCUGCAUCAGACUUGGAAGAGGAGAACCUCGUCUGUAUCACCACAGACAACGCAUCCAACGUGAAGCUGGCGGCAGAAAUCAAUGGCUGGACGUGGCUUCAGUACUUCGGGAAGGACUCCACUUGGCAAUAGAUGAAGAAUGUAAUGAAGGACCGAAGGAUUGACCGAGCAGUCAGGCUCUGCAAGAAGCUGGUCAGCACCUUCUCCUAUAGUUGGAAAAAAAAGGCGGGAGCUGACAGAGGCCCAGAGGAAGCUCAGUCUGCCUGAACACUCUCUUAAAACUGAGUGUUGAACCAGGUGGGGAUCUCAACAGGCCAUGAUCAGCAGGUCCUUGAGCAGCAGAAGGCCAUUACCCAGUCUUCUCAAUGACCGAAAAGCUAGACACCUCACCCCCUCGUGGCAGGACAUUAAUGUACUAGAGGACAUCAACAAGUCACUGAGCCCUCUGGUUGAAUUUAAAGAUGCACUUUCUGAGGAGAAAUGAUGUGUGUGUGUCUUUCAUCAAGCCAACUCUCCACCUUUUCAACCAUUCCAUAUUAGCAGUGCAAGAAGAUGACACGGACGUCACCAAAUUCAUCAAGGAGAAGACAGUGGACUAUCUCAAUGAGAAAUAUGAGGAUGCACCUACACAUGGGCUGCUCGACAUGGACCUGGACCCAAGGUUCAAGCUCAGAUAUGAGAAAGCCCCUCUAGCAGUGAUGCCUGCUGGGGAUGCUGCUGGUGGUGCGUUGAAGAAGAAGAAGGCCCGGGGCAGCUUCUUCAAGGUCAUUGAAGGAACAGCUUCACAGCCUGCUCCUCUACAACUAGACCAGGCCAUAGCUUUUGAACUAAACUCCUACCUCCAGACAGUGCCACUGGACAGUGAGGAGGACCCACUGGAGUGGUGGAAGGGAUCCCAGGAGCUGUACCCACGGCUCUCUAAACUAGCAAAGAAAUAUUUCUGCAUCCCAGCCACAAAUGCCUCUCCAGAGAGGGAUUUCAGUACAGGUGGAAGUAUUGUCACCUGCCUGCGGUCAUCUUUGAAGCUAGACAAUGUGAACAGACCAGUGCUUCUGGCUAAAAACCUUAAAGCGGGUGCAGGAGACAGACUGUGAGGAGCUGGGGUGAGGGAGUAUGGGACUGGAUGGCUACUACUUAAAAAAUAAUUAAGUUUUAAAAAAAGUUUUUCUUUUUUUACAAGUGAUUUUUUCAUGUGAUUUUUUUGUGUGACUUUUUGUAUUUCUUGUGUCAAUACUCAAUGGCCACAAAA
This is a messenger RNA of Plectropomus leopardus (leopard coralgrouper), 2716 nucleotides long. RefSeq names its product E3 SUMO-protein ligase ZBED1-like. The record is from RefSeq and is a predicted model, not a curated record. NCBI's taxonomy places the organism in Eukaryota, Metazoa, Chordata, Actinopteri, Perciformes, Serranidae. Gene Ontology annotation, molecular function: protein dimerization activity.